AUGGGAAGCGCCGAUAAGGAAGCCUCAGUCGAUUCAUUUUUGUCAAAUAAAACAGCAAUGGAAUUCCUCCAUGUUGAUGAUUUGGCUGAUGCUGUGGUCUUUUUGAUGGAUAAGUAUAGUGGGUUAGGCCAUGUUAAUAUGGGGAGUGGGAAGGAGGUGAGCAUCAAGGAACUUGCAGAGUUGGUUAAAGAGGUGGCCUUCCAGGGACAUCUUGUUUGGGAUUCCACUAAGCCUGAUGAAACCCCAAGAAAGCUGAUGGACAGCUCUAAGCUCGCCAACUUGGGAUGGGCACCAAAAAUUUCCCUUCAAGAUGAUCUUGUCAAUACCUACAAGUGGUACUUGGAGAAUGUCAAACAAUGA
Macadamia integrifolia is the source of this 360-nucleotide messenger RNA. RefSeq names its product putative GDP-L-fucose synthase 2. The coding region runs from base 1 to 360 and encodes 119 amino acids. The record is from RefSeq and is a predicted model, not a curated record. The transcript has a single exon. Gene Ontology annotation, molecular function: GDP-L-fucose synthase activity. NCBI's taxonomy places the organism in Eukaryota, Viridiplantae, Streptophyta, Magnoliopsida, Proteales, Proteaceae.